Messenger RNA from Phyllotreta striolata, 237 nucleotides. The record is from the annotation of a GenBank genome assembly. NCBI's taxonomy places the organism in Eukaryota, Metazoa, Arthropoda, Insecta, Coleoptera, Chrysomelidae.
AUGGCAAUUUUAAACUUAUCGAGAAUAUUUGGAAAAACUUUGAUUCCAAAUUUAAAUAAAGCAUCCGUUAGAAAUGCCUUUUUAAAGCCGCAUACUCAUGGAGGAAAUCCCGCAGAUUCUGUUCCCUUUGGAAAAUCCAUAGGAAACCCCAAUAGAAUGACCCUACUUUGCUGCUUAUUCUUCGGAAGUGGUUUAGCUGCCCCUUGUUUCUUGUUUAUUUAUAGCAUGCACAGAUAA